This is a messenger RNA of Cyprinus carpio (common carp), 2131 nucleotides long. RefSeq names its product guanine nucleotide-binding protein G(t) subunit alpha-2-like. Gene Ontology annotation, cellular component: photoreceptor outer segment; photoreceptor inner segment; heterotrimeric G-protein complex. Gene Ontology annotation, biological process: detection of chemical stimulus involved in sensory perception of bitter taste; adenylate cyclase-modulating G protein-coupled receptor signaling pathway. Gene Ontology annotation, molecular function: GTP binding; G-protein beta/gamma-subunit complex binding; G protein-coupled receptor binding. Bases 506 to 1387 code for a protein of 293 amino acids. The record is from RefSeq and is a predicted model, not a curated record. NCBI's taxonomy places the organism in Eukaryota, Metazoa, Chordata, Actinopteri, Cypriniformes, Cyprinidae. The transcript has 10 exons.
UAUUCCUCUUGGAAGCAUUUAGGGAUUUGGGUGAUCACAACCUGCAACAAGCAGUAAGAAAAAAUCUGCUUACCCAAAGUUACGUUUUCUUUCCCAUCAUCCAUCUGGGGAAGGAGCAUGCGCUACGAGGGGGAAGUGGAUGGUGGAGAUAAAGAUCAGUUCAGUGGUGUUAAAGAUGAUGUUAGAGAAGAGAACGGUGAUCGGAUGGCAACUUCAGUGCUGACUUUACCACUCCUAUCUCCCGGAAACAAGACACACUGACCUCCGAGCUAAUAGGAUUGGCUGGUUCACACAGGAAGAUCAGCAAAGCCCUCCCCAAUCCAAAGCUAAGACUUUUGAGGUGGACAAGGAGGAAUUAGAGGGGAUAGAGCGACCAAAGGAGGAAGCAGGGCAUUCCGCUUCAGUCUCUGUGCCUGUCUCUAUCCACUCGUCCAUCCCGAGCACAGGGGAAGCCGGCAAAAUUUCUUUCCUUGAGGAACUUGACAGGGAAGCGUCAGACGACGAGAUGGGUAGCGGAGCGAGUGCAGAGGAUAAGGAAAUGGCCAAGAAGUCCAAAGAGCUGGAAAAACAGCUCCAGGAAGAUGCUGAUAAAGAAGCAAAAACUGUCAAACUUCUGCUGCUGGGUGCUGGUGAGUCAGGGAAGAGCACCAUUGUAAAACAGAUGAAAAUUCUCCAUCAAGGUGGUUAUACAAAAGAAGAACAAAUGGAGUUUCGAUCUAUUAUUUUUGGCAACAUCCUGCAAUCUGCUCUGGCUAUCAUCAGAGGCAUGGAGAUGCUGGACAUCAACUUUGGGUCACCAGCAGCACAGGAGGACGGUCAGAAGCUCCAGAACCUGUCUGACUCCAUUGAGGAGGGCUCCAUGCCUCCAGAGCUGGCAGACGUUAUCAAGAGGCUAUGGAAGGAUUCGGGUGUGCAGGCCUCGUUUGAGAGAGCUGCUGAGUACCAGCUGAACGACUCUGCUGGAUAUUACUUGAGCGAAAUGGACAGAAUCUGCAAACCUGACUACCUCCCCACUGAGCAGGAUGUGCUGAGAUCUCGAGUCAAGACUACUGGUAUCAUUGAGGAACAGUUCUCCUGCAAAGAGCUCCACUUCAGGAUGUUUGAUGUGGGUGGCCAGAGGUCAGAGAGGAAGAAGUGGAUUCAUUGUUUCGAAGGUGUGACUUGCAUCAUCUUCUGUGGAGCCCUGAGUGCUUAUGAUAUGGUGUUGGUAGAAGAUGAUGAAGUGAACCGCAUGCAUGAGAGUCUCCAUCUCUUCAACAGUAUCUGCAACCACAGGUUCUUCGCCACCACUUCCAUUGUGCUUUUCCUCAACAAGAAAGAUCUUUUCCAGGAGAAGAUCAAGAAAGUCCACCUGAGUAUCUGUUUUCCCGAAUAUGAUGGUGAGUGAGGUCUCUAUAAAAAUAAACACACCACCUUUAAACCGUAAUUUACCCAAAAAUGAAUUAUCUCACCCUCAAUCCGUUCCAAAUAUGUAUGCCUUUCUUCUGUAGAACACAACUUCUAAAUUUUUUUAAGAAAGCAUCCUGGCCAUUCUUUUAAAUAUACUGAAGGCAAAUAAGGACUGGAGUUAUGAAGCUAUAGAAUGACAACAAAGAACCACAAAAGUAUCAUAAAAGAGGUCCAUAUGCCUUGUUACUCUUUCGAAACCAUAUGAUAGCUUUGUGUGUGGUACAGAUUUAAAUUUAAGUUGGUAAUCUUGAUUUGCCCUAGCUGUAGCUCUUCUUGGCACGUUCAUGAGACAAUGUCUGAUUCACAAAUUAAUCCUACUUUUGAGUCCAAUCUUUUAAAUGAACUCAUUGAACUAUUCACAGUGGUUAACAGCUCACUGGAAGUGAGGAAGUGAAUAAUGAAUCAUUACUUAAAUUCAGUCUGCUUCUGAUGUGGCUAUGGCUGGUAUGGAUCUUUUAUUGUGUUUUUGCAUUUUGUUUGUAACUUCACAGUCAUUCACAUCAUUAUAUUGAAAUAGUCAUCAGAAUAUUCUUCAAAAAUUCCUCUCAGCAGAAGAUAGAAGGUCAGACAGGGUUAGAUCAGCAUGAAAGUGAGUAAAUGAAUGAAAUGACUAUUCAACAGUAGCAAACACUUGGCGGUACUAGAACUGUAAAUAAAAAUGCACAACAGUCUUAACAAUCUU